CGGUGCCGGUGUCGGUGCCAUGCGGCCCUGGGCGCUGGCGCUGCUGCUCGGAGCUCUCGGGACCGGCGCGGACCCGGCCCCGGCCCGCAACGUGCUGCUGCUCCUGGCCGAUGACGGGGGCUUUGAGAGCGGCGCCUACAACAACUCGGCCAUCCGGACGCCCAACCUGGACGCGCUGGCCCGGCGUGGGGUGGUCUUCCAGAACGCCUUCACCUCCGUCAGCAGCUGCUCCCCGAGCCGGGCCAGCAUCCUGACCGGCUUACCGCAGCACCAGAACGGGAUGUACGGGCUGCACCAGGGCGUGCACCACUUCAACUCCUUCGACGGCGUGCGGAGCCUGCCCCACCUGCUCAGCCAAGGGGGUGUCCGGACAGGGAUAAUUGGGAAGAAGCAUGUUGGGCCAGAGGCUGUGUACCCCUUCGACUUUGCCUACACAGAGGAGAACAGUUCAGUCCUGCAGGUUGGGAGAAACAUCACCCGGAUCAAAGCGCUCGUCCGGCGGUUCCUGCAGAGCCAGGAUGAGAGGCCUUUCUUCCUCUACGUUGCCUUCCAUGACCCCCAUCGCUGCGGGCACUCCCAGCCCCAGUACGGGGCCUUUUGUGAGAAAUUUGGCAACGGAGAGAGUGGGAUGGGCUGGAUCCCUGACUGGAAGCCACAGAUUUACCACCCGGAGCAAGUGCAGGUCCCCCCCUUUGUUCCCGACACGCCGGCUGCCCGGGCGGACCUGGCUGCCCAGUACACGACCAUCGGGCGCAUGGACCAAGGGAUCGGGCUGGUCCUGGAGGAGCUGCGGCGUGCCGGCUUCCACAACAGCACCCUGGUGAUCUACAGCUCCGACAACGGCAUCCCCUUCCCUGGCGGCAGGACCAACCUCUACCGCUCGGGCACCGCCGAGCCGCUGCUCAUCUCCUCCCCAGAGCACCCCCAGCGCUGGGGGCAGGUCAGCCAGGCCUUUGCCACCCUCCUGGAUCUGACGCCCACCAUUUUGGACUGGUUCUCCAUCCCCUACCCCUCCUACAGCAUCUUUGGCACAAAGCAGGUGCAUCUCACUGGAAAGUCUCUCCUGCCAGCACUGGAGUCAGAGCAGUCCUGGGCCACCGCCUUCAGCAGCCAGAGCCACCACGAGGUGACCAUGUACUACCCCAUGCGAGCCAUCCAGCACCGGCAGUUCCGCCUCAUCCACAACCUCAACUACAAGAUGCCCUUUCCCAUCGACCAGGACUUUUACGUCUCGCCCACUUUCCAAGACCUGCUCAACCGCACCAGGGCCGGGCAGCCGACCCACUGGAACAAGACCCUGCACCAGUACUACUACCGGGAGCGCUGGGAGCUCUUCGACUGCAGCCGCGACCCCACCGAGAGCCAGAACCUGGCCCCUGACCCCCGCUACGCCGACGUCCUCCAGCUGCUCCGUGCGCAGCUCCUCAAGUGGCAGUGGGACACGGGGGACCCCUGGGUGUGCGCCCCUGACGCUGUCCUGGAGGAGAAGCUGAGCCCCCAGUGCCGGGCGCUGCACAACGAGCUGUGAGCGGCACCUCUGCCACGUCCCCACUGCUCUGGGACGGUCCCGUCGGGCACCAGGGGUUGGAGCGGGAUCACGGAUGGACCAGUCCCCAAUCCCUGGGUGACACCACAAGGCUCUGCUCUCUAUCACCCACACCACCUGGCCCCAGAGCACUCAGGGACCCUGGUGCCUUUCCUCUCAGCCAGAGGAGCCGUAGGGCCAAGCUGCCCCUUCCUAAAGCCUCUGGAGGACAGGGCUCCAUUUCUCCCUGGAGCUGAGCAUGUCCCUGCAGCAGCCCCCGGCUUGGAGCCAGCAGGACAGCAGGACAAGGGGCUCUGUGGUGCAGCCAGGGGGCCCCCAGCGCUCUGGGAAAUGGGGUGAAGGCUGUGAGGGGCACAGGCAGCCCUGCUGGAGACCCCCAGGCAGGGAGGGAACCAGGGUGUCCCAGCCAGGGGCACGGGGCUGAGCCACAGUUCAGGAGCAGCAGCAGCAAAGGGGACACGGGCACGGCCUGGGGCUGCUCCCAGCAAACAGCAGCUUUAUUCACAGCACUGCUCCCUCCCCCCCUGCACAUCCCCCUCCCCAAAACCACAGCCAGGAGACUCCCCACAGGUUACCAGUCCCCCACAGAAACAGGUUUGCUGUCUUACAA
This is a messenger RNA of Neopelma chrysocephalum (saffron-crested tyrant-manakin), 2156 nucleotides long. It is a transcript of the gene SGSH, whose product is annotated as N-sulfoglucosamine sulfohydrolase. The transcript is spliced from 8 exons. Gene Ontology annotation, molecular function: N-sulfoglucosamine sulfohydrolase activity. Lineage: Eukaryota; Metazoa; Chordata; Aves; Passeriformes; Pipridae. The coding region runs from base 20 to 1528 and encodes 502 amino acids. The record is from RefSeq and is a predicted model, not a curated record. Gene Ontology annotation, biological process: heparan sulfate proteoglycan catabolic process; glycosaminoglycan catabolic process.